Molecule: messenger RNA, 612 nt
Organism: Diaporthe amygdali
Lineage: Eukaryota; Fungi; Ascomycota; Sordariomycetes; Diaporthales; Diaporthaceae
Exons: 5
Coding region: 1-612 (203 amino acids)
Source: RefSeq, a predicted model, not a curated record
AUGGCCAUUUCUAUUCUUAAUGGGCGUCCAAUUGCAGUCGAGCUUGAUGAAAGUCUCUCCGAUUACAAGCGCAUGCGUCAAUGGGAUAUGGCUUCUCUCUACUUCUACUUUUUCCACACGCUUUUUGUCAAGUUCAGUGUCCUUGGUCUCUGUUAUCGAAUAUUCGGCGUCAAUAGACCCUAUCGAAUCUGGAUUUACGUCAUUGGAGGUGCCCAAACAGUUUUGAUUCGCAAUGGUGGCACUGGUGAUGGUCAUGAUUCGACCUCGCCAAAUGCGCCCUGCUACAAAGUGGAGAUUGAGGUUUCUUUUUGGCAUCGGUUCGCUCUGGCUAGCGCCGCGGCGCUGGGCCGGACCUCACGAGAACGAGCAACAGCGUAUCUGAUGAAGCGGUCAAGCAAAGAAAGUGGAGGCAAUCUAAAUGAGAUGGACGGCCCCUACGACAGCUUCGAGCAGUCCAGGGACGACAAAUCGAUUGAUAAAGACCUUGUUCAUCCACAACCAAGCUACUACAACCACACAGAAGCAUAUGCCUUCACAAAUUACCCAAGCCAGACAGGGCCACAGACAGACCCGAGCGGCAUUCAUGUUCAAAGGCAAUUCGACAUGGUGUAG